GAGGCACCUAGUACCCGGAACUCUUCCUCACGGAACGUUUUAAUCGUCGUUUGUUUUUCCGGUGAGUGUGCGUCAGUCGAAACGGCCCCUUGUUUGAUUGUGUAAAGUGUGCUGUGGGGAAAUGGAAGCAGACCUGUUUACUCUCCCAUGGGUGCCAGUGAAUAUCGGUGGUUCUGAUCUUCUGGCUAAAGCCUGGUUCGGUGACACAAAGUACCGGCUUCUGCUGAGUGACCUGAACACUGUGUGGGAAGAAGACAUGAGUGCAGAUGACAUCCAGAGUCGAGCACAGGAUCUGAAUAAGCGUCUGAGGGCUCCUACACAGGCUUUUUUCUCUCAUCUUUGUUCUGUGGCAAAGCCUUGUUUCUCCAGUCGAAAUGAUGGUCAGACCUCUGCAGCACACGUUGUUCUUGAACAGUGUGGUGACAAUCUGACGGUCAAACUCAAGAGUGAGCUGGCUGGGUUGCCGUUCUACUGGGAGUUUCGCUGCACCGCAGCACCUGUUGGCGUGGUGUGCAGGCAGCUGGUGCGCCCCCUGCUGGCGGUGACUAGAGUCCUGCAGCUGCAAGGGGAGGAUCUAGCAGCACUUUUGGCUCGGAAGGAUGCAGAGAUACAGGACUAUCAGGAGAACGGAGCUGUGCUAACUAGAGCCAGACUACAGACGGAGCCGUUUGAGGUGCACAAAUACAAGGAGAACUUCUUCACAAAGAUUGUUCCACAGAUGGGUGUGACGCUGGACAGUUUGGGCUUUGACUCAGAGUUGCAGGCGCUGUACGUGGCCGUGAGCUCAGGGAAAACGGGUCCGAAACGUAAACGCUCUCCUGACAGCAGCCCUGUGGCAGAACACGACCUCGUCUCUGAACAUCACAAACACGGCACUGAUGUCCUCACAGAUGUGGGUUCUUCACUGGCUUCUCAAGAACAGAAUGAUGUCAAAGGAUCAUCAGGAAGACCUCAGGUGGCACACAGCAAACAGACUGUCCUGUUACCAUCAACUACUGCUGCAGGUUCUGAGGAGCGUUCCACCUCACGGCCAAAGAAGAAGAAAGUAGUGGGGCUUUUUCGGUGACAAUUGAUGCCUCUGAAUCAGAAUAGUGCACAUAUGAACCCUUUAAUUUUCUGAAUGCUUAAAAAAUAUUUGUAUUUUUCUUAGGUUGGAUUUUAAGUGAUUGUGGACAUUUUAUUAUUGGUUUUUAGUCUGUAUGCCCAUCUUAAAGUUUCGUGUUUUAAAAGAAAUUAAUAAAAUAUUGCAUUCCUUUUAAUACAAGUUCUCUGCACCCCAACCGGCAGCUUGUGAAAAAAGUACAGAAGCACAGAGAAUGAUGGCUAAUAAUUCAUAAUAUGUGUUUUGUAAGUUGCAAAUUCAAAUCUACUUUUACAUAUUUUUUUGUCAGUCUGUUGGGGGCAUAACACUGUGUUUUACAGGAUACUGACUGCUACAAAUAGAAGGCCAGAUGAAAGUCUGACAAGAAAGUUUGUAAGGUUUGUGGCAUUAGAUAUCCAGAGUUUAGUUUGAGGCCAUUACUAGCAAGUAAAUGUGAUAUGCUUAAGCACAAAUGUCGGUUCCGCUUCAUUUUCCUGGUCAUGUUCGGUAAAAUCAUCGGACUUUUGAAUGGACGGAAAUUCUGACCACAAACCCAACAUCCAUAUUCCACUAAUUUCUUUGGUUUUGGCUUAGGCUUUGUUAGAAUUAGCUACCACUUUGUCUCAUGUCAUUCUGUUAUCCUAGAAUUAUUGAUUUAUCCAUCACUAAGCAUGACAUUCAAGCUUUAGCUUUAGCUUUACCUAUUAGCCAUAUGCCUGCUUCUUAUCUAAUUCAGGCUAGAAUAAACCGGAAAGUGGAGGAGACGGCAUGCAAAUAGUCAACAGUCUGACUCUGUGAAACUACUCUAAAAACUGCUGAAUUAAAUAUGAAGUGCAUGAUGCUUUAAAUCUAGUUGUAGACUGGUCGAAGGCUCUGGUUAAUCCCUUCUCUCUCUAGUAUUUCUGCUGUCCACAGAUUAUUUUCUGAUGCCUGGCCAAAACACUCUCUAAUUAAAAUGUAUUCAGCAAUACAGUAACAUCUUCAAGCUGUCAAGAGUGCGGUCACAGCGGACUAGAAAAAAUGUCUGCGCCACUGAAGGAGACACAGAACUGUCAUAAUUUUCCUACCAGUAUAAUUCGGUAAUAGUUCUGGCAUUUAACUGGUGAUUCGUCUUCAGUGGAGAAGCCAUUAGUGUUAUUUUAAAGACAUUAGAGUUCCUGGGAGGGACGCCACUUCAUGUCUUGUCUCCAGUGUCUGUCAGUGAAACUAAACCUGACCACCAAUUUAAUUUUGUUUUAUUUUACAGUAUUAAACAGUUGAACACAAUUGCUGAAGCCAGUGAUUGGAAAAAAAUGCUUUCAGAAAUAGUGGGACAUAUGAAUAUCAUAUUUGAUCAUCUUUUAAAUAACAUGAAGCAAAUAAGCAGUUAACAGUCAGCUGAUAAUUGGCACAAUGAUCUUUGACAUCCAGAAAAGUGGGACUGAAAAUUGUUCUGAUGGAUUUUGAUCAUCAAUCAUCACAGUUUUAUGAGCUAACAUAAAAUAAAAUAAAACAUGUCAUCC
Messenger RNA from Carassius auratus (goldfish), 2583 nucleotides. Its product is annotated as non-homologous end-joining factor 1-like. NCBI's taxonomy places the organism in Eukaryota, Metazoa, Chordata, Actinopteri, Cypriniformes, Cyprinidae. Gene Ontology annotation, molecular function: DNA end binding. Bases 122 to 1066 code for a protein of 314 amino acids. The record is from RefSeq and is a predicted model, not a curated record. The transcript is spliced from 8 exons. Gene Ontology annotation, biological process: double-strand break repair via nonhomologous end joining. Gene Ontology annotation, cellular component: nucleus; DNA ligase IV complex.